Messenger RNA from Scomber scombrus (Atlantic mackerel), 1404 nucleotides. RefSeq names its product isthmin 2a (gene ism2a). Bases 1 to 1404 code for a protein of 467 amino acids. NCBI's taxonomy places the organism in Eukaryota, Metazoa, Chordata, Actinopteri, Scombriformes, Scombridae. The transcript is spliced from 6 exons. The record is from RefSeq and is a predicted model, not a curated record.
AUGCAGCGGAGGGAAGUGGCGCAUCUGUGGCUGCUGGUCCUCAGCGUGCUGUCGGUGUCAGUCAGCGGAUUUCCCACUAACCUCAAGAAGACUGCUGCCAGAGACAGAAACGCUUCUGCGUCCCAUAUUGAGGUGAUGGCAGACAAUAGACAUGGAGAGGAUCAGCAGAGUCUGGAUGAGCUCCAGCAGCAGAACCUUCUGCAGACGCUGCCCUCAGGUCCAUCUUCCCCCAGGUCAAGAAACCGCUGGUCCCAGCCCCGUCAUCAUGGUGUCCUCCCCCCUCCUGUACCGGAAGAGGAUCCUGAGCCUUUCAUCCUGGACCUGAGGAACUUCCCAGAGCUUGCUAAUGCAGACAUGAGCUCACAGAACCCCAACAUCCAGGUGACCAUUGAGGUAGUGGAGGACACACAGCCAGAAACCGAGGUAGAGAUGGACUUGGCUAAGGAGGGCCAGCGUAACGAUUGGUCAGUGUCUUCUUCAGAGUGGGCCAACAGCCACAAGAAGCUAUUCUGGCCGCUGUUCUGGGAGUACCCGGAACAGGCGGAGAACGGGCUGGGAAUAGACAGUUUAGAGGAACAAUCUGAGGAGUACAACUACGAUCCAGAGGAGCCGGUUCUCAGUGGAGUUGGGGGAGACUGGGGGGGUCACUGGAACAAUGAAUGGGAUGCCAAGGAUAACUACGAGUACGAGGAGGAGUGGAGUGACUGGGCUCCUUGCAGCGUCACCUGUGGACACGGCACCCAGAAGCGCACCCGUUCUUGCGGCUACGCUUGCACGGCGACUGAGUCACGCACGUGUGACCUGGAGAGCUGUGCAGACACUAUGAUUGCAGUGACUCAGCUGACACCCAUCCACACGACCAAUGGCACUGACUCCCUCGAUACAAAUGUAGACAGCUGUGAGAAGUGGUUAAGCUGCAAGAAUGACUUCCUCCAGAAGUACCUACACCAAGUGCUCACAGAGCUCCCCAGUUGCCCCUGCUCCUACCCUUCUGAAGCUGUUUACAGCGCCGUCAACAUCCAGGACUCCAAACUUCGCAAGACCUACCGCUGGAGGGACGCGAGUGGACCCAAAGAACGCCUGGACAUCUACAAACCCUCAGCCAGAUUCUGCAUCCGCUCAAUGCUGUCAUACGAGAGCACAACAUUAGCGGCGCAACACUGCUGCUACGAUGAUCAGAUGAGACUGAUAACAAGAGGAAAAGGAGCAGGAGCGCCAAAUCUGAUCAGUACCGAGUUCUCACCAGAGCUGCAUUAUAAGGUAGAUGUUCUGCCUUGGAUCCUGUGCAAGGGGGACUGGAGUCGGUUUCAUAUGGUCAGGCCACCUAAUAAUGGGCUAGACUGUGCUGAUAACCCCCCUGAACAAGUGUUUCAGACGGAACUGAAAGAGGCAAGGGAGUACUGA